AUGUGAGUUCAUUUAAAGCCACUGGCUAUCCAGCAAGCAACUACCAGAAGAUGAAAAAUCCAGUCUUGGGUGUUCUGUCAUUUCUUUUGGAAAAGAUACUAAUGUUUGCAAAACCAAAGUGCACUUCUGUAGCUGACAAAAAUGGUAACAUGUAUGAGACAUUGGUGUAUAAAAGAGGCGAUCUUCUGGAAGUUCCUCGUACCCUCUUUGUCCAUUUUGGCAUCUACCUUGGAAACAAUAGAGUUGCACAUUUGAUUCCAGACAUUCUUCCCUUUUUAACUUGCAAAAAGGAAAGUGUUGAGAAAGUUGUUACUAACAAGAGAUUGAUAGCAGGAGUGCUAGCUAAAAAGGCUAGUGUGAGAGUGGACAAAGUCCAGGAUUUUGCUUAUGGAGCAAAUAUACUUAUUAAUGCCAUGGACAGACACUUUCAAAAUAACCCUCUCUCCAAUGAUGAAGUGGCCAAGAGAGCUGAGAAACUUGUGGGGACCACAACUUACAGCUUGCUGUGGGACAACUGCGAGCACUUUGUGACUUACUGCAGAUAUGGAACCCAUGUGAGCUUACAGACCGAGAAGUUUUGUGAUACAGUGAAGAAGAUCAUUCGAGACCAAAGGAGUGUUUUGAUAUCUGCUGCUGUAGGAAUAGUAUUGACGCUUUGUGUGGGAGUAGGCCCAUUGACCACCCUUCCCAGUUUUCUUUUUACCUUCACCCUCUGGAUGGCUAGCUGAGCUGGGACAAGUUUGACAAGACAAUGAACAGCCAAAUCUGCUACGUGCCUUCAAAAUGUGCUUCGUGCACUUCAGACAACUUACAGAAGUGGAAAGUAUCUGCCAAGCCUGCAAGUGAGAACACUGGCGAUCACCAACUCUUGGAUACCUUAGUAGUGUAGCAUAUUUGUGAGAAGACUACAAUAUUUUCAAUUGUAACUCAAUAGCUGUUUUUCUUCAAAACAGAGAGUUAACUUUUACUACAAAGUAUAAUGUUACCUUUCAUAUUUUGGUACUAUGUGGUCUAAAUCAUGUUUGAUAUUAAUAUAUGUUAACUGGGUUGUAUAUACUGUAUUAACCAGACUUAUAUAUUAGCUAUUUUGCCUUGAUGUUGAUGAUAAUGCAAUUAUUUAACUAGUUCCCCAGUUAGCUAAUCUGGGCAGAUCACAGUCCUUAGACGUCAUAUCAUGACUAGGUCACGUGAUCUCAUCAAGUCUCCUGAGAAAUUGUUGCCUUUAUCAAUUUUCUUCCUACUUACUUAAUGUAUUUAUUUUAUUGUAACUAACAAGAUAACCACAUGAAAUUCCUUUUGUAGGGUCUUAGGUAUAUCCACAACAUUGCCACAUAGCGGAAAUAUGCAAAUAGGUUUAGUCGUAUAAUCUGCUCAUGUCCUUCAUAUCACAUCCCAACUAGAUUUGUCAUGGACCUAAACAUAUCCUGCUCCAAAUUUUUUUGCAACGGAUACACUAUAUGUAAAUUGCGUUGCAUGCCAUACUACUAGCACUUUUUUUUUAUCAAUUGCACUGUUUUAAGUAGAUAAGCUGGAUAAUUUUGCUGGAAGAACUUUAAAAAUCAUUUUGCUAACAAAUGUGUAUAGACUGUAGGUAAAUGUUUAUAAUCUCUAGUAGUAGUAUACAGAUAUUAACAGGUUUUUCCAGGCUUACAAGGAUGGCUGUAAAGCUGACUAAAUGAGUCAAAUAAUAAACAUAGUCAUACAGUACUUGCCCUUUAAGGGUCUAUUCACACAUACAGUAUUCUGUGCAGAUUUGAUGCGCAGGAUUUGAAGCUGUGUUCAGUCAUUUUGUUUUCAUUGAAAUCUGCAGCAGAAAAUCCUGCGCAUCAAAUCAGCGCAGAAUACUGUACGUGUGAAUAGACCAUUAAGAAACAAAAUUUCCAUUGUCACUGUGUGGUUCUGUGGUACUUUUUCCUGGCAAAGACAUUGCAAUAGUGUGGGGGCAGAUCACUUGUCAAAGCAGUCAUGUGUUGUCUAUAUCAGGACUGUGCAGAUGCAGCUUAAUGGAACAGAUUUUAGGGUGCGUUCACACGUAUAGGAUCCUGCGCAGAUUCGAUGCGCAGGAUUUGUAACUGCAGAUUAGAAGCUGUGCUCAGCCAUUUAGUUUACAUUAAAAUCUGCAGCAGAAAAUCCUGCGCAUCAAAUCUGCAUAUGUGUGAACGUACCCUUAAAGGUGCUUGUAUAGUUGUGUUUCUCUCUGUUUUAGGCUGUAUUGCAUGCAUUGAAAGGGAGCCUUGAUUCAUAGCUCUUUGCCUGUUUGAGUAAGAAAAAUCUCUAUCAAUCAAGGCUGGUGGGGCAGGGGACACCCGGGACUACGCCAAUGAUUCCUGGUUCAGGCAGCAUAUAAGUAAUGAAAGGUUCCCUUUAAGUAAAUCCAAAACAUAAUUCUAAAUUUCACCUAAAAUCUGACAGGCUAAACCGAUGGAGCUAGGGCUCUUCUUUAGGGCUCUUUUAUGUGUUCUUGUGGUUCCCUGUAACAUGUAGUGGACCUGUUGGGAUAAAUACUCUAAAAUAGAAUUUGUGUCCUCACAGAAACAGCUUAAAGGGGUUAUCAGCAUUUUCCAAAAAAUAUAUCCUGCAGGAGUCAGGAAUAAAAAGAAAAAAUAUAUAGUUUAGCUGUGUCUUGUCCCCCCAAUCUUCUAUCUACUUCCUGUUUCUGAGACAAGCACUCUGUGCAGGACCUGCCAACUCAGCCAAUCACUGGCCAUAGCAGUAUCCUUUUUUGACCAGUCUUUGGCUGAGCCAGCAGGAAGAAGAUUGUGAGACCUGAAAGAGACAAAUGUGAGUUGUGGUGGACCAGAGGUAGGUAAUUUUAUUUAUUUAUUUAAUUUUUUUUCUGGGCCCCAGCAAGAUUUUGAUAAAUCUCCCCAUUAUUAUUUUUCAAAAUGCCAGAUAACCCCCUUAAGCAAUUCACUGGUGCAAAUACCUUGACAAAGUCUCUAAAAGCAUAGCUGUGGUGAUUAUUCAUGUACAACAGCUUAUUGAAGAUCACGGAAGACACCAGAAUUUUUUUGUUUGAAGAAAAAAAAUUGAAGGAUGUUAAAAAGUGCCUUGAAAAUGUUAGAAAGUUACAGAACUUUUCAUUGUACAGUCAUUUUUAUUUGGAUAGGGCUAUGUUUUCACAGUUAUUUGGCCCAAUUUUAAAGAUGUUUUUGCAUCUUGCAUCAAUUCUUCAGGCAAAAAAGUAAUUUUUUUCUUUACUUUGUAACUUUUUUUUGGCCUUCAAUUUUCAGUUGAGCUAUUUUUUAAGCCUUUUUGAACACAUUUUCAUUCAUUUUUGGGGCUUUCACAAAAGCUUAAAGGGGUAAUCUUAAUCCUUCCAGUACUUAUUAGCUGCUGAAUACUACAGAGGAAAUUCUUUUCUUUUUAGAACACAGAGCUGUCUGCUGACAUCAUGACCACAGUGCUCUCUGCUGACAUCUCUGUCCAUUUUAGGAACUGUCCAGAGCAGCAUAUGUUUUCUAUGGGGAUUUUCUUCUACUCUGGACAGUUCUUAAAAUGGAGAGAGGUGUUAGCAGAGAGCACUGUGGUCAUGAUGUCAGCAGAGAGCUCUGUGUUCCAAAAAGAAAAUAAUGUCCUCUAUAGUAUUCAGCAGCUAAUAAGUACUGGAAGGAUUAAGAUUUUUUAAUAGAGGUAAUUUAGAAAUCUGUUUAACUUUCUGGCACCAGUUGAUAAAGAAAAAAAAAGUUUUUCACCGGAUUACCCCUUUAAGUCCCUAAAUAAUUUCUUGCAUAUGAGGCAUUUUUUAUAGGAUUUUAGGGGGAGAUUUAUAAAAACGUGUGUAAAGGAAGAGCAGUGCAGUUGCGCAUGGCAACCAAUCAGAUUGCUUCUUUCAUUUUUCACAGGUCUCUUCAAAAAUGAAAGAAGCUAUCUGAUUGGUUGCUAUGGGCAACUGCACCACUCUUCCUCUGCACAGGUUUUGAUUAAUCUCCCCCUUUAUGUAAAAAAAUAUGUCCCGAGAUAUGUGCCAAAAAUAGACAUAUUUUGGAAUGUAAACAGACAAGUCCCUGACACUUCAUUUUAAAUUAUGGACAUAUAAUUAGCCUGCAUGUUAACAAAGAGACUUUUUAUCAUUUAAGUCAAUAACAUUCAAUUGGAAGGGUAAUCUAUUUUUCUGCCACAUAAAACACGAAAAACAACUUUUUUUUGUCUCAAAAGAAUAGUCUCAAAAAACUUAGUGUGAACAUAGCCUAGGAAUAGACUAACCCUUAUUUUUCCCAGACAGAUUUAAUACGAGUAACAUUUGUGUAUCUCGUGUCUUCUAUAGUUAAUAUCUGUUUUACUUUUGUAACAACAUGUUGUCUGAUAUUCCAUCUGCCGCAAUGUGUAAUAAAACACAA
This is a messenger RNA of Hyla sarda, 4340 nucleotides long. Its product is annotated as lecithin retinol acyltransferase-like. The record is from RefSeq and is a predicted model, not a curated record. The transcript is spliced from 2 exons. Gene Ontology annotation, biological process: retinol metabolic process. Gene Ontology annotation, molecular function: phosphatidylcholine-retinol O-acyltransferase activity. The coding region runs from base 51 to 728 and encodes 225 amino acids. Lineage: Eukaryota; Metazoa; Chordata; Amphibia; Anura; Hylidae.